This is a messenger RNA of Bursaphelenchus okinawaensis, 2327 nucleotides long. Lineage: Eukaryota; Metazoa; Nematoda; Chromadorea; Rhabditida; Aphelenchoididae. The record is from the annotation of a GenBank genome assembly.
AUGCGACCGGUUGCUGGGCCCAAGCAAGUACGUUUGAUGGUGGUGGGGGAUGCGGGCGUGGGCAAGACGUCGCUGAUUCAGCGAUUCGCCGAUGACAACUUCACCAGCAACAGGGGAAGUCACGUGAACAUGGUAACAUGUCAGAAGACCGUGGAGUUCGAAGGGAAUCAGUACGAACUAACUGUAAGAGUUUGAAGGAUACAAUAUUUGACAUUACUGCAACUUUUUUCUACUAGUUGAAGUAUUUUACUAUAUUAACAUUAUUUUCAUUGUAACGCGUAUGAUCAUAUUGCUUAAAAUUGCGCAAAAUAUGAAAAAAAAAGUAUGCUCCAAUUUUGAAAAUUUUAAAAAUUUAAAUUUUAAAAAAAAUUCUGAUAUUUAGGUAAUAAUAAGCUUUUUGGAAAGGCGUGAUACCUAAAAAACUUUUCAAAAACCUCCGAAAACUUUUGAAUCACUAAAACCUAGAAAAUGUUACCCAAAUUUGUUACCUAAACCCCUUAUAUUAUCUACCUUUAGCAUUUUCUCAGACGUUCCCCUCUAAAAUGCCUAAGAUGCCCAUUGGCAAGAAGUUUGGCGACAUUCUUAUUCCGACGUUGUAAUCCGCUUUUUACGUUGCGAUGACAAUUAUAAGAUUUACUUUAAGAUAUUGGAUACCAACCAUGAACAAGAUCCGAGAAACCGAUGCUACAUGGGCACUGACAUUGUACUGGUCGUUUAUGCCAUCAACAACUGGGACUCGUUCGACAAUGUCUCCAAAAAGGUAAUUUUACAAUUUAAGGUCUAAAAGUAAGUAGAAAAAAAUCAAAAUGAGGCUAAAAACUUACGAAGGGAUACUGCGGACUCUUUCACAAAAAAACUUGAAAAAAUAAACUAUAAAUUUAUUGUUUUCCAAGUUUUGGAAGUAAAUCAAGCUGAAACAGAAUGCCAAAGAAAAGCUAGUUUUACUUUUUUUCAAACAAAAACCCAAAGUUUGCCACAAAUUAGGUAUAAACUCACUAAUUCGAGCAAUUUACAGUACAAUUAGCCCGAAAUAACCAGACCAUCAGUUAGAUAUAAACAUAACACAAUGGUUUGUGAAUGGCGACAAAAUUCGACGUCAAAGCUCUAAUUUUUGGUCGUCAGCCGAUUGAGAAAGACUGGCAUAAACAACUUACUAGGUUGAUAUCUCCAUUUGUCUAAUUACUUUCAGUGGGUACCCGAGAUUAAGCAACGGCUGCCUCUUAAGCCCUUCAUCCUCAUGGCCAACAAGGCCGACCUCGUCGGCCAAUCACGUCCCAACCGCUACGUCUCCCAGUUCGACGGAAUGCAAAAGUGCUCGGACGAGCACGGCGCAGCGUUCUUUGAGUGUUCUGCGUUGAGCGGGGUGAGUACGUGUACUAUAAUAUAGUAUGUGAUGGUUUGUAUUGUUAUAGAGUGUAAUGGUGUAUAUUGUUAUAGAUUUACCGUAUACUUUGAGUUUGAAUGUGGUAUUAACUUUUGGCUUACUCAGUACAAGAUAUACGAUGAAAUACGAUGAUUGUCUUGUAAAAUGUUUUAGCUUUAAGUAUUAAAAUGUAUUUUUUCUAUAUUAUAUCCCAUGUAAGACUAUGUGAUGGAAAGUUGUUUUAAAUUAAUUUCAGCAUUCGUUUAGCAUCAAAGUCUUAUAUUCACCGUGUUUAAUACUUUAGGCAGGGGUGGAAAAUGUAUUCCAAGAAGUGCCAAUUGUGAUUGAAAGAGAGUUCGCUCGGCUUCUUCAGCUUCCGGUCACUCCACCUACACCAACAACGCCAUACGACAUUGCUAUGGCUCCGAUUACUUUGGCCCAGAAAGCAGCGCCGCCUUUAAUGGUAUGUUCUUACUGUAACGAAAAAACUAUUUUAUUUUAACUUUAUUUACUUUUAAUAAGGGAGGCGAAGGCCGUUUCGUCAUUUUUUAAAAAUUUAAUUUUACGACGAUAGUUUAUAAGAUACUAUAACAUACCAUGGUAUUUAAUUUUCAGCAAUGUUACGCAAACAUAAAGGAGAGUCUCUUCAAUCCCGAAGCUUUUACUGACAGCAAGAACAGUGUAGGUCUAUUUCUGUCUUCUUUCUUGUCAUUUAUGUUUGACUUUUAAAGUUUCUAUUUUUGCUUGUUGACCUGUUUAUUAGUAUUACUUUCAUUAUAACACUUUACAUAAUUGUCCCAACUUCCAGGUUUACAGUUACUACAACACUCUGCCUCCAGUGGCCUCAACUCUGGCCAGUUUCUUCCAGCCGGCUGCCAAAACCGAGCCACAAAAGGCCAAGAAGCCAGAAACUGAGAAGGGCUCGGAUAAGACACAGAAGUCGGAUUCCGACACUGAUGAAUAA